Molecule: messenger RNA, 6626 nt
Organism: Dimorphilus gyrociliatus
Lineage: Eukaryota; Metazoa; Annelida; Polychaeta; Dinophilidae
Source: the annotation of a GenBank genome assembly
AGUUAGUGCGGGACUGCUCAUCGGCUAAAUUGCAUUUUGCUAGAAACCAAUAAAUUGUCGAAUUAAAGUUAUUGACACGCCUUGUUAUCAGUUAUUACCAAACUCACCCACUAUUAUAUAAUGAGUCCUCCAAUUAGUAAAGAAAACAAAGAUAUACUGCAGAAAAUGAUAAUCGACACAAUUGCAAUGCUUUGUCGAUCACAUUUUGAGAAAGAACCCUAUUUUAGGCUAGAUGGCGUGGUGGGACUAACGCUAUCCUCCGAUGACGUUGUCCUUAUCAAUAUGCAUAAGGAAGUAGAAAAUGAAACCGCUUUAAUUAGCCAUGUUCGAAAGAGGCCAUUGGAUGAGAAAGAAUUAAACUCUGAAGACAUUAAGCGAAGAAAGACGAAGAGGGAACAAGAAGACGAUUCAGAUUGGGUUGAUCUAACUGAUCAUGAUAUUGAAGUUAAGGAGGAAGUUGACGAACCAAAUUAUGAAACAUUGCCCGAUAAUACAGCCCGACUAGAAGAUGAUAAUAAUCGACAAGAGGACCACUCUCAGGAUGACCGGCAGACAGAUACACCUCCAAAGAACAAUUGGCCUGGCUUGGCAGGUAGUUCGACAUCUUCUGCAGAAUUUUGUGCUCCUGUAGUUGGUAAGAUAGUUGCAACACCAUUGUCAACAAUAUCUACUCUUUCAACAACCGGAGUAACAUCAGCCGGUUCAACAAAGCAGGUUCGCAUAUAUUUACUUCGCAUUUUCUUGCCUUUAACCCACCCUUCGCCCCUAAAAUUUAGCACUAUACCAAAGUAAUAAUUACGAAAGAAAGUCUUAAAUAGAAUAUCUGAGAGUAAAUAAAGAAAAUUACGCUUCCUUCGUUUAUUCUAUAUUUAAUCUUAAUUUAGAAGAUUCAUACGUAAUCUAUAGGAAGUAAAGCGUAGUUUUCAAUCUUUCUUUUCUAUUUUCAUUUUCCUUAUUUGCUUUUAUUUACUUCUUUUUCUACUUCUGAUUUUCUCAUUCUUCUUCUGCUUCUUUUCCUUUCUCUAUUUCCUUCUAGUCAAGUCUAAGUUUUAAUUUAUUCAACAUAAACAAACCGUAUUAUUGUUAUUAUUAUUAUUGUUAUUUUCUGUCGUAAAUCUUUCUCUCCCUAGAUAAAUUAUUCAUAAGAUACGCAUGUUAAUGAACAAAUAGUCACCUGUUAAAAGAAGAAGAAAAAGUAAAACAUAUAAAAUAUUCAAAGCACAAAAAUCAAGUAAAAACAGCCACAACAGCAAGAAAAGAUAUAUAAUAUCAGAAAGAGAUGUGAUCUAUUCUAGUUAUAAUUAAAUCUUUUAAUCUUAACAUCAUUUAAAUAACUAAUUAGCGAAGGAAAAAUGACAAAAAAUAGGACGUUACCUUUUUGCUUAAUCUGUGAAAAUGAGUCAAAUACGUUAUCAAAUGUAUACAACCCUUGUAUUAUAAUUAUUUUUAUAACUUAUUUUUUCUUUUAUAUUUUUUAGUGAUAGGUUUAUUAGUUUGUUAUUUUAUUCACUUAUUCGUUCAUUCACUCAGUCAUUAUUUUUAUAUUAAGUAGUAAAAGGGAAGAAGAAAUAUUUGGGAGUUGAUGACCCAUCAAUUUUUCAACCAGUACAUUUUCACUUUCGUUUUUACUCAUUUAAUAUUAGUAAUAUUUUUUAAAAUAUGUUCAACUUAUAGUGUACAGUAUAGAAUGUAUUAAGAAAUGUAUUACUUUUAUAAUCGUUCUACUGUAAAAGUGCACAUCUGCACAUUUAUUACAGUUUAUCCAUAAUUUUCUUUCUAUCGUUUCUCUCUCCCUCUCUUCUCUCUCUCUCUCUCUCUGUCUCUCUCUCUCCCUCUCUCUCUCUCUCUCUCUCUCUAUCUCUGUAAAAUCAACUAUUAUUUUGUUUCUGAUAUACAAAUAUCCGUUUAUAAAUUGCAGUUUAUAUUGAUAUUACGAUAAGAGAAUGAUACAAAUACUGAUCUGUUCAAGACAUAUUUUUUCGAUUACUUUGAAAUAUAUUUAAAAAUAAAAAAAAAGGGGUGAGGAUGGGAAAGGGAACAUUGGGGAGUUGGGGAGAAAUGGUUAUUUUAAAAAAAAAUAUACUUUUUCUCUUUUUUUCUUUAUGUUCUAAAUGGGAAAAUUUAAAUUAGAGAUAUCAACAAAAAAAAAGUAAUAAGUUUACUUAUAUUCUCAGGUAAAAAAAAAAGAAAAAGAUACCUAACAAACAUUAAUUAACUAUAUAUUUUAUAUAAAUUAAUAUACCUUUUAGUUGUUGGAGAGAUUGACUGCUUCGUUCAAAAAAAGAGGGUCUUCUCUUUUUUUGAAAUGCUUGUACUAAAUUAUAGAAAAUAAUCUAAUAUCUUCCUUCUAAAUCUAUACUAUUAAUUAUGUUUAAAACAUGAAUUAAUUGAAUUGUUAACAACAAUUAGAUCAAUGAAAUCGAAUUGAAAAUUUAUCAAUUAAAUGAAUAAUAGAUUAUAUGAGAAGAAAUCUUGGAUAAUUUAAUAAUUUUUUAAAUUGAGGCUUAAGAAAAAAAUUAAAUGAAAGAACGUUUCGUAGUGAAUGAAUGUUAUCACUUUCAAAGAAUUAUAUUAUAUAGUCAACUCAUGAUCUCUUCCUCUCUAAUUGUUUGGAAUAAGUUUUAAAUUACUUUUUUUUUCAUUGAUUUUUCAUCUCAAUUAAAAAGAAUGAAAAAAAAAUUAAUCCUUUGAUUAGUAAACACAAAAGGCUUUUUUUUUUAUUUUUGUUUCGCGUACAAGUUAAAAUGAAAAUAAAAAAAAAUAGAAAUAAGGCAAAAGUGCUGACCUGCGGUCUUUCAUAACGCAGAGAGAAAAAGUAAAGAAGGAACCUUCGGUAUGCGUCGAAUGCGGCAAGUGGUUCUCGAGCAGGGCGCACGUCCGCCGACAUAUGAGGAAACACACUGGCGAAACACCUUAUGCAUGCUCUUUUUGCCAAAGUCGCUUUUCACGUAGUGAUGAAUUGAAGACGCACGUUGUGCGAAAACACCCAGAACAAUGUUGUUAUUCAUGCAGUUCUUGUACUCAGAGAUUUGUUAGCGAGAAGCAUCUGAGCAGGCACAAGUGUAUUAACGAUCAAAUUAAAUUGCCGACAAGUUAGGAAUAUUCUUUUUUUUAUGUUUUUUUUUGUGAAGAGAAUUUUUGUAUAUAUUCAAAUAAUUGAAUGAUAAUACAAGAACAAAUUGGUUCAAUAUUGGUAUAUAUUUGAAAAACUAUCUCUGAAAUUUACUCAUGCCGAAGGUGGCCUCUUGCUGCUGAGGUCGUCGGAAAAUUUACUGAACAGAAGUAUAUAUCUCUACACCUAUUAUGCUUUCUCUCUCUUUUUCUUUCUUUCUUUCUAUCUUUGUUUAUAUAUCUAAUAUGUAUGAUCUUCCUCUUUAUUCUGUCACUCUGUCUCUCUCUCUUUUUCGCUCUCUCUCUCUCUCUCUCUCAUUUCUAAUUCUAAUCUAUAAUACCUCUUCUAGUCUAGUAGUCAUCUUUCAUCCUCAUUUUUUUUUAUCUCUCAGUGUGUUUUCACACACCUUCACAUAAUAUUUCAUAGCGAAAUAUGUAUUCACAAUAUUAUACUAUAUAUGUAUAUAUGCAAUAUUUGUUAUAGUAUAUACACAUAAAUAUUGACUAAACAAUUUCUCGUAUAACGAUAUCCGGGCGUCGAGAAUACGAGAACGUGACCACCUGUUAAGCUGACCAAAGGGAGAAAAAGAAAAAGGUAAAAGAGUAGGAAAGUAGGAGGAUGAGGAUGAGGAGAAGGAGGAGAAGGAAAAUGAAAAAGAAAUUGUGGAAAAAUUAAGAGGAAUGUGAUAAGCGAGAAAGAUAAGGAGAAAAAAAAAGCAAGAAAGAAGUAUAUUUGUAUAUUAUGGUAUAUGAAUAAUUGCUUUUAUUAGUAAUAAGAGAAUUGAAUUUAAAAGAAUCUAUCUAUACUGUUUGUUUUUGAAAAACGUUAAUUUUAAUAGGAAAGCAAAAUAAAGAAGAAUAGUUUGCUAAGGAGUUAGAAUCUAUCAUAAAUACAUAAAAUCAUAUAAGUUGAUUAGCAUUAAUGGAAAGUUUAUGAUGUUCUUUCUAGUUUUUUUACUCUUUACUGAAUUAAACAUUCCAUAAAUAUUCAUGAUAUAUAAAGCUAACUGUCCUAUAAUAGAUUUGGGAAUACUCCCAUUGUCAUACACCGUUACCUUCACAUGGAAACGUUGCCCGACCCGAGAGAACACAGUACGGGUGAAAGGCCAUUUCCGUACAAUCAUUGUGGUAAGAGCUUCAAGGGUGGGCAGUUUUUGCAACCGGAUUUUUAUAUAGGCUUAAAGGCCCUAUUCAUAUUAAGAGAAAAGUGGGCUUUAGAUAAUAUUGUUGGCUUGUUCAUCUUGACUAUUUAUCAUUACUAUUUGAAUUUUGCGGAAAAAAAGAGACUAAAACAAAACUUUUGGCGAAGAUCUUUUGUUCUCCCGCAAAUAAAACGAAUGAGAAGAAAUUAUUAAAUAGAAUUUGAGAUUAUUUUUACAACCAAAUAAUAUCAUAAAAUGAUCUCAACAGCAAUUAAAACAAAACCGAUGUAAAGUUCUUAUCUAUGAAGAGAAAUAGUCGUAUCCCUAUCAUUCAAGAUAUUUUGUGAUAUUUUUAAAUCCCUUUUGUUUUUCAUUGUCUUCUUAGUUUUACCUUUCUGUCUCUUUUUUUUUCUUUCUUUCUAUUUUUAUGUCAUUUUUUUCUGUUUUUUUUACGUAAACAAAAACAUCAAAAAACAAACAAACAACAAAACAAAACAAACUAAAAGACGAAACUCUUUUGAUUUCAUACAAAAAAAAUAAUAAAACAAACAAAAAAUUGGAGUUUGCACAACUUAUUUUUUCUUAAGCAGGGAAAGUUGAAAAAGUGCCAAAUUUGCCAGAAAGAAUUAUCAAGUCAAAGAGUACUUAGACGCCACGCCAAGACUCAUAAUUCGGAAAGAAAGUUCCUUUGUAAAGUAUGCGGAAAUUCUUAUAAACGAUCGGAUCAUUUAAACGAACACGUUCUUCACAAACAUCCUCAAAUUGAACGUUUUUUAUGUAUGGUUUGCAAGACCAAAUUUAAGAAGAUGACAGAUUUUAAACAUCAUACAACUACUGUUCAUGCUAAUACACCAAUUAUGAUAAGAGAUUGUGAUUCGGACGGUUUUAUAGAGAAAAUUGCGGUUGUAGAAUAUAAUAGAGAGGCCGAAAUAGCAGACGCUUCGUUGUUGUCUUAGUUGAUUUUGUCAAAAAAAAGUGUAAAUAACCGAAAUGUACAAAAAAAAAUACGAAAACAAAAAUAGCUAUAAUAAACUAAACACCAAAAAACAUCAAAAAAAUGAAAGAUAUACAUUAACCUAUAUUUUUAAGUCCUAAAAGAGAAAAAGAACUUUAUUAAUUAGUUGCAUAGAAUGAAAGAGAAUGUCCUCGUUUUAGGGUUAAACCUAAGAGAAAAAGUAUAAAAACAAACAAAACAACAGCAAAAAAACCAAAACUCUUUAAAUAUUGACUUUGUACUCUGUAUAUAUAUAGGUACGGGAUAAGCGAACGUGUCAGCUAUGCCUAAAGAGGUUCCCAUCUUCAGCACACGUCCAUCGACAUAUGGUGGUUCACACGAAGGAAAAACGCUAUGCCUGCCUUUAUUGUGAUGUCAGAUACUCGCAAAAAACUCACUUGACAAGUCAUAUUGCUAAAAAGCAUCCAGAAAUUUCACCCUUCUCUUGCGAUUGCUGUUCAAUGAAAUUUAAGAGCUAUAAGGAGAUGAAAGAACAUCGAAACACCAAUCAUUUCUUAUCCUUGGCCUAAUCUACGUGAUCUUCCCGUUCAUUAAUCGUAGCUAUAUGACUAUUCGCCUGUAAACCAUUCAUCAUAAUCCGUCAAAAGCAGGGGGAGAAGGGGAUGAAACAAGCUCAAGGUCAUUAGUAAAUUACUGCAAAGAUUAUCCAUAAGAGAAGGUGGAAUAAAAGAUUGGUUUGAAUAAAUGUUUGAGAAGAAUUGUUAAGAAAAAGAAAGAAUUCUACCUUUUAAGUGGCUGUUUAUCUCACGAAAAAGUCAUUAUUGUUCCUUAUAUAUAACAAGUCCGUAAUUGCAGUUUCUCUAUAUAACAUCGUAAAUAAUCCAUGAUUCUUUUCCAAGUUAAGAAAAGACAAAUAAGCAUGCAUACUAUAAAUAGUAUAUCAGUAUAUAUGCAAUAUAUACCAUAUGUAAAAGAAAAUGCAAUAAUUCUUUGAUGAACAUGUUCUAUACUGUCAGAGUUUAUCCCUCCAAAGAAAACCUAUGAGGGCGGAAGAACAUUUCUCUACUCGGGUUGUGGGAACCUUGUUUUCGACUUAGCCGCCCCUAAUUAUAGCUCAAAGUCGAUCCGAAGCCAAAAUAUUUCGCAAUUUCCCAUCAUUUUAUUUAUGAAAUAUAGUGAACUAUUUUCAAACGAAACUAAACUCACGAAAUCAUUUUCUCGGUCGCAAUCUAAAGCACGCAAAUCAUCUAGACUUUCAUUAAACAAAUUAUACCGAUUACUAAAGAUUCCCAGUAUUCCCUCCUUCCUUCCUGCUUCUUUUCCGUUCUCUUUCUCUCUUUUCUUUUUAUUAUUAGAGGAAUUGAAACAAUUGAAGGUCCAUCCAUAAGUUACGUAAUGGAUGUUUUACUUGUUCUUCU